CUAAUCUUGAUGAAAAAGGAAUCUGGUGGAAAAUGUUGAGAUCCUCGUUUCGGCUUCUCUAUAUAACAAGAACCAAUCUUCUGGUUCGAGCUUCACCAUCAUCGCUCUCUCGACUCCCAUCCAAGUUCAGUUCUGCGAAACCACUUGUCAGUUCUCAUCAUCAGAUUCCGUUAUCGACAACGGGAGCUAAACUUUCUAGGUCGGAACAUUCCAUGGCUGCUUCCUCCGAACCCAAAUCCAUCUAUGACUUCACCGUCAAGGAUGCGAAGGGAAACGAUGUUGAUCUAAGCACUUACAAGGGGAAGGUUCUGUUGAUUGUCAACGUUGCUUCUCAGUGUGGCUUGACCAAUUCGAACUAUACUGAACUUGCACAGCUGUACCAGAAGUACAAAGACCAUGGGUUUGAGAUCCUUGCAUUCCCCUGUAACCAGUUUGGUAAUCAAGAACCUGGUUCUAAUGAAGAGAUUGUUCAGUUUGCUUGUACCCGUUUCAAGGCCGAGUACCCCAUCUUCGACAAGGUUGAUGUGAACGGUGACUCGGCUGCUCCAAUCUAUAAGUUCCUGAAAUCAAGCAAAGGUGGGCUUUUUGGAGACGGAAUCAAGUGGAACUUCGCCAAGUUCUUGGUUGACAAAGAUGGGAAUGUUGUGGACCGUUACGCCCCAACUACUUCCCCUCUCAGCAUUGAGAAGGACCUGAAGAAACUGUUGGGAGUUACUGCUUAAGCAACUAAUAGGCGCAAGUAUUCAAAUAAAAGCUCCUAUAGUAUUGUAAUAAGCUGUGUCUAUGUUCUUGAGUGUCUUUGGGAUGAGUCGUCUCCUACUACUUAAAAUCCUCCUUUUUAGUUACUGAUGUGUGUAACAUCGUUGACCUAAAACACAUAUUUACCGCUACUAUUGUAUUCUGCUGUUUCCUAGAAUCGUGGGAAGAAGAAAGCUAGAGACGCUUUCAUAAA
Messenger RNA from Brassica rapa (field mustard), 952 nucleotides. Its product is annotated as probable phospholipid hydroperoxide glutathione peroxidase 6, mitochondrial. Gene Ontology annotation, cellular component: cytosol. Gene Ontology annotation, biological process: response to oxidative stress. Gene Ontology annotation, molecular function: peroxidase activity. NCBI's taxonomy places the organism in Eukaryota, Viridiplantae, Streptophyta, Magnoliopsida, Brassicales, Brassicaceae. The record is from RefSeq and is a predicted model, not a curated record.